AAGUCAAUGUUAAUAAUGUAUUCUAGAUCACAGAACUACGCUCUCUCAGCCAAUCAGAUUUUUGUGUUGGAAAUCUUCCAAAUCUUGAUUACAAAGCAAACUUUGUUUUUUCUGGUAAUAUGUACAGAGGAGCAGUUAAUUGUGUCCGUCCAUCAGCAGCCACAACGCAGUGUUGGAUUAAAGCAUUAUAUAUAUUUAAAGAGUUCGAGUAUAUUAAAAAUGGAGGGAAGAAGGGUAGUGGGUUUGGCAGCAAGAGACAAAUCUGGAGUUCUUUCUCCAUAUUCAUAUAAUCUCAGGAAAACAGGUCCAGAAGAUGUUGUGCUAAAAGUUUUAUACUGUGGCGCUGACCAUACUGAUCUUCAUCAGAUGAGGAAUGAGAUUCACAAUACUAACUACCCUUUGGUCCCAGGGCAUGAAAUAGUAGGGGAAGUUUUGGAGUUGGGUUCAGAGGCAAAGAAAUUCAAAGUUGGGGAUAAAGUAGGAGUAGGAUGCAUAAUUGGCUCUUGUGGAGAAUGCUCAUUUUGCAAAUCCAACAUGGAACAAUACUGCCACAAAAAAAUCUUGACUAUCAAUGAUACAGACAUAGAUGGUAGUCCAACUCGUGGAGGCUUUUCCUCUGCCAUGGUUGUUCAUCAAAAGUUUGUGGUACGCAUACCAGAAAAACUAGCACCAGAACAGGCAGCUCCACUAUUGUGCGGAGGGGUGACAGCUUACAGUCCUUUGAAACAAUUUAAUAGGUCUGAUAAGGUUAUAAGCGCAGGAAUAUUGGGUUUAGGAGGUGUUGGUCAUAUGGGUGCCAAAAUAGCAAAGGCAAUGGGACACAAUGUGACUGUGAUAAGCUCUUCUGAUAAGAAAAGAGAAGAGGCUUUAAAGCAUUUGGGAGCAGAUGCUUUUCUGGUGAGCUCAAAUACAGCAGAAAUGGCGGAAGCUGCGAAUACCCUUGACUAUAUUCUUGACACAGUACCAGCCUAUCAUCCUUUGGGACCUUAUCUUUCACUUCUAAAGCCUGAUGGAAGGCUCAUAAUAGUUGGGGCUGUCCCUCAGCCAUUGCAAGUUGAUGCUGUUGAUUUAAUUCUAGGGAAGAAGAGCAUAAGUGGAAGUUUCAUUGGGAGUAUGGAAGAAACACAGGAAAUAUUAGAGUUCUGGGCAGAGAAGGGUUUGACAACAAUGAUAGAGAUUGUAAAGAUGGAUUAUGUGAACGAGGCUUUUGAGAGGAUGGAAAGAAAUGAUGUGAGGUAUAGGUUCGUGUUGGAUGUGGCUGGAAGCGUCCUAGAAUCCUAAAAAGCUCAUUUCCCUGUUCAAGUUGACAAAUAUGCUGUUAGAAUUAUUAAAUUUCUCUGUUUUAUUUUGUUGCGUAGAAUAAGUUAAAAGAGUGAGAUCACUUUUGUUUUCUCAGAUUGACAAAAAAAUAAGCAUUUAAAUGCAUCACUUUGUUGAAGAGAUUGCGAUUGCUUUAGAAGCUGUAGUCCAAAAAUUUAUGAGAUCUACACGCCUCAGCUGGUUUUAUUGUCAUGAAA
Ziziphus jujuba (common jujube) is the source of this 1517-nucleotide messenger RNA. RefSeq names its product cinnamyl alcohol dehydrogenase 1-like. Gene Ontology annotation, biological process: lignin biosynthetic process. The transcript is spliced from 6 exons. The record is from RefSeq and is a predicted model, not a curated record. Lineage: Eukaryota; Viridiplantae; Streptophyta; Magnoliopsida; Rosales; Rhamnaceae. The coding region runs from base 7 to 1281 and encodes 424 amino acids. Gene Ontology annotation, molecular function: cinnamyl-alcohol dehydrogenase activity; zinc ion binding.